AUGCUAAAAUUGCUUCGCCUUAAUAGAGGUCUUGGUGCGAAUGGGCGAUGGUGGUUCUGCACUCAUCUGUCGUCCAUCUCGUCGAUUCUCACGAGAUCCUGUCACCUCGUUUGGCCAUUCUGCCUCCGCCCUCUGCACCAAAAAUCCAUCAGUAUCAUCAACUGCUACACACCAACAUCAGCAGCUGAUGAAUCCGAAUUGGACGCGUUUUACGAGGAGCUGGAGGAAGUAGUCCGCAACGAGAAGUCCUUCUACAAAUUCGUUGUCGGAGACUUCAACGCAAAACUAGGAAAGGCCACAGAAGAGGAAUACAGGAUUGGAAGAUUUGGACUAGGGGACCGGAAUAAAAACGGCAAUCGUCUCGCCGGGCUGUUGUCCGCCGUUCGCCUCUUUCAUGGGAACUCUCUUUUCAUGAAAAAAGAUCAACGUCGGUGGACAUGGGAAUCGCCCAAUGGCGCGACUCGUGCGGAGAUCGACCACAUACUCACCAACCGGAGGUGGUGUCUACUUGACGUCUCAGUAGUACCAUCCUUUUGUAGUGGUUCUUAUCACCGUCUCCUUCGUGCGGAAAUACGAAUUAGCCACACGAUGAAAAAGAACAUCUGCUAUCGGCAACGAAGGAGAAAAGAAGCCUACGACGAUUGCGUACUCGAGGACUCCUUGACCCAAGGUGACUGGCACAUCGAGGAGGACCUAAACGUGGACUACGAGAUGCUGCUCAGAGGAUUACGAGCCUGUGCUGAGCGUGCCUCGAAGCCGCGCACGACAAACUUGGAUCGAAUUUCAAAGACCACCAAGGAAUUGUUGGAAAGAAGAAGGGCUUUGAGGCUUGAUCCGAAUGCAUCGCACAUUGAGGGGUUAGUAGCAAACACUAGCUGCAGAAAAGCGUUGCAGGAGGAUCUUCUGAAAUACAAGCAGAAGAAGAUUCUGAAAACAGCACAAAGAAGAACGAGUCUAAAGAAGUGCCGCAGUGAUCUCCGCGAAUAUAAUAUUCCGCUAGCAAGCUUGCUGAGCGAAGACGGGAUUCGCACGUCUUCUCGUCGUGAGAUGGAAGUAAUUACGGAGAAGUUCUACUCGAACCUUUUCCGUUCAUCAACUCCUGUGUCAAGCCCGAUCAUCCCCACUGGUGAAGCUCCGCCACGGAUUCUCCCUUCGGAAGUACGAGUCGCUAUCAAGAGCAUGAAAUCUGGCACAGCCCCCGGCCCUGAUUUUAUAUCAGCAGAAGUUCUUCGGGCUGGUGGCCAUCCGCUUCAUGUAAUCUUAGCAGCGCACAUGACAUCCUAUCUUCAGAAAGAAAGGAUCCCAGACCAGUGGAAGACCUCGCGAACCGUUCUUAUCCAUAAGAAAGGUGACCGAGAGAACCUUCGGAACUACCGUCCGAUAUGCUUACUGAGCGUGUUAUACAAAGUAUUCACCAAGAUCAUCCUCACGCGCAUAUCUAGGACGCUGGAUGAAGCCCAGUCUCAAAAACAAGCUGGAUUCCGCCAGGGAUUCAGCUUGUUCUUGUUCAGUUUGGUUCAGGGGGUUCAGCUGCUUGGACCACAUCCAGGCCGUAUCGUGGGUCAUAGAGGUUUGCAGGGAAUACCGCCUGCUCCUUGUUCUAACUUUCGUCGACUAUGA
Necator americanus (New World hookworm) is the source of this 1620-nucleotide messenger RNA. RefSeq lists its product as uncharacterized. The transcript has 2 exons. Bases 1 to 1620 code for a protein of 539 amino acids. NCBI's taxonomy places the organism in Eukaryota, Metazoa, Nematoda, Chromadorea, Rhabditida, Ancylostomatidae. The record is from RefSeq and is a predicted model, not a curated record.